Molecule: messenger RNA, 264 nt
Organism: Sungouiella intermedia
Lineage: Eukaryota; Fungi; Ascomycota; Pichiomycetes; Serinales; Metschnikowiaceae
Source: the annotation of a GenBank genome assembly
AUGGCAGACGACAACAAAACAGACCCCACCAAGUUUCUCAGUUCCAUCAUCGGAAGUUCCGUGGUUGUCAGACUCCACAACGGUAUCCUGUACGAGGGCAAUUUGCAGAGCAUCGAUGGCUACAUGAAUGUGGUUUUGGAUUCUGCCAAAGAGUAUGUCAACGAGGUGGCAGGCAAGGCGUUUGGAGAUGUUUUCAUUAGAGGAAACAACGGUAUGUUAUUCUAUUAUAAAGAAUUUUCAAUCGAUUUCAUAACAAAUUACUAA